GCGCCGCCAUCGUGACAGCGCCAUGGCUGUUAUGACCCUGUCCUUGUCCGCCAUGUUCGGAGGGUCGUCGGUGCUUGCCUGUAGGGGAGAGUAUUCGGCGAUGGUGUCAUAGCCACUUGUCGGCUAAGGUCCAAUUUUUUUAGCGUUAUAGCUCAUAUUGUGUUCGUGCUCAUCACUGUUGAAAGUUUGUCAAUAAUUUUGUAUGGUUUUCCAAUCGAGUUUCUCUAGCUCGGGAGGUACGAUCUGAGUGGAGUAGAAUCAUGGCGACGGUCGGAAUGGAAGGAGAGGCACACCAAAGAGGUGCUCGAUCUCCUCCUCCGGAUCCAGGAGGGGAUAGGGAUGAAGAUGAGAGACUUAGAGAACUGAUGAGGUUAUGUUAUGAGGAAGGGAUUAUGCCCCAUAACAUACACCCAGGGGAGAUGUCAAUUGAAGGAAGGGAGGUGAGAUUCAAGGUGAAUGAGCACAUAGACAGAGUGAAGAUAGCCUGGUUGAAGGAACAUACUGUGACGGUGAUCUUUCGAGAACGAGCGAGAUUCCUCCCCAAGAAAGUCAAAGAUGAUAUCGUACGUGCUUACGAAGACGAUAAAAUCCAGGACGGCAGUUUCGAGGCGGAGAAUUUUCGACGUGGAAGGGUGAAAGUGGAGAGUCCAAACGUGGUCUCAUAUGUGGCGAAAUCAAGGGCGAUUGCAUCAUGGAUGGUUACCAAAGGUCACGACGAAAUUACUAUUGGCCAAGAUACCUACAAGCUGGAGUUCAAGCCAUGGUUGUCAAAAGCUCAACUCCGGGAGCAGCGAAGAGAAGAGGAUGACCUCACGUUUUGGGUUGUGGCUGUUCAGGUGCCGCUUGACUCUUUUUUCUAUCUAGAGGCACAAGUGGCAAGGGCAAUCGGUCCCAUAGUCCGAACGCAUCCAACAGAACCGGAUCGACUCAAGCCAUCACUUGUCAACAUCAAGUUCGAUAAUGACCCGACAUCUCGUCCUAAUAUGAAGGACAAGAUUUGGGUAAUCACUCCGGAAGGUGAUGAGCUGGAAGUCAAACUAGCGUCAUCGGAAACUCCGAGGUGCAGACGCUGCCGAGCCUUCUUUCAUACGGACAACGAAUGCAGGAGAGGGGCGAGACAGAACCAACCAAACAGUCAACCAGGCGGUGGCGGACAACAGUCGGCUUCGAGUCAGGGAUAUUAGGGCCCUAUGGGCCCCUUGGGGUUCUCCCCCUUGAUGGAAGCACUGCACAUCGAUCCAAACAACGC
Chara braunii is the source of this 1249-nucleotide messenger RNA. The record is from the annotation of a GenBank genome assembly. NCBI's taxonomy places the organism in Eukaryota, Viridiplantae, Streptophyta, Charophyceae, Charales, Characeae.